Rotaria sp. Silwood1 is the source of this 573-nucleotide messenger RNA. The record is from the annotation of a GenBank genome assembly. NCBI's taxonomy places the organism in Eukaryota, Metazoa, Rotifera, Eurotatoria, Philodinida, Philodinidae.
AUGAAAGUAUUUUUUAUAUUUUUUGCCACUGUUUUUUUACCAAUUUGUACUUCUCGUUGUUCCUACGGUUGUACAUGUUACGACGACAGUGUUUGUGAAUAUUAUUGUGAUCAUAAUAUAUGUCAACACGAAAUUCCUCUAUGGAAAAAAUGUUCUGGUUAUUAUAUUCAUCCAAGAGAAUGUGGUAGUGUAUCUUAUUGUGAUUCCAAAUCAAAUAAUACUUGUCAAUUACAAAAAAACUAUGGUGAACGAUGUGAAUACAGUUAUUCAUGUUUAUCUGGAUAUUGUGAUCAUAGAACUGAUACAUGUCAAUCCGAAUAUUCACCUUCCAAUUGGGUAUUUCCUAUAGUACUGCCAACUGUAAUAGUUUUUACAUUAUUGAUGAUUUUCUUUAUAUUGAUCGUUUCACGAAGACAGAGACGACGAACACUUGCAUGUUAUCAAAGUCCUUAUAUUGUUUUACCACCGGAUGCUUGUUAUUCAUAUCAAAAUUCUUCCAUCGUAACAGAAUCAUCACCACCACCUUAUCCUGGUACAAUAUCGCCACCAUUGCCAAGAACAUAUCAAAGCUGA